CACGACCUCCCUAAUUGUAUGGGGAAAGAGAAUUUGAGUGUCUGUCUAUAAAUAGGUGCAACAGGGUCUGAAUGCACACCAUAACCCUCAAAACGGUACAGUCCCACUCCGGUCAUCUUCCCCCAAAACCCUAGACUAACCCAACCCCCACCUCAUUUUCGCGCCAAUUCACCACCGCCCCCUCUCCCACUCCAAAGGCGUCGGCAUCGCCGUCCCCAACUCCACCCCCGGCGCUCUCAACUAGACCUCGCCGUUAACGUACGCAGAUCAUUAACGUCGAAAAAUCAGGAUGUAUUGCCACGAAUGCGGCUUUCAAACCGAUGUGGUGUUCGACCACUCCACCGGCGACGCCGUCUGCAAAAACUGCGGCUUAGUGCUCGAGUCCCACUACAUCGACGAGACCAACGAGUGGCGAACCUUCGCCGACGACAAUACUCGCGACGACCCCAACCGUGUUGGUGCUGCAGCCAACCCACUAUUGUCCGGUGGCGGACUGUCCACCGUCAUGGCCAAGCCCAACGGAGAGGUCCUCCGUGCUCCGAAUAGGGAUCCGGACCGGGGCUUGAUAAUGGCCUUCAAAACCAUCGAGACAAUGUGUGAUAGGUUGGGCCUUGUUUCAACCAUCAAGAACCGGGCAAAUGAAAUGUACAAGACUCUUGAAGAUCAUAGGUGUAGCAAGGGAAGAAACCAAGAUGCAUUAUUGGCUGCUUGCCUAUACAUUGCUUGUAAACAUGAAGAAAAGCCCAGAACUCUCAAGGAAAUCUUCUCCGUCGCGAAUGGAGCCUCAAAGAAAGAGAUUGGUAGAGCAAAGGAAUACAUAAUCAAGCAACUGGGGUUAAUGGAGAAGCCAUUUCCAGUAGCAAAUGCUGGGAACUAUAUGAGGCGAUUCUGUUCCUCUCUUGGCUUGAACAAUCAAGCAAUCAAAGCAGCUCAACAAGCUGUGCACAAGUCGCAAGAAUUUGAUAUAAGGAGGAGCCCUGUAUCGAUAGCCGCAGCAGUGAUUUACAUCAUCACUCAGCUUUCAGAUGAUAGUAACAAGAGGCCUCUCAAAGAUAUCGCAGACGUUACCGGAGUAGCACCAGCAACUAUCAAAAAUUCAUACAAAGACCUUAGUCCUCAUGUAUCUGAAAUAAUACCCAACUGGUAUCAUCUGAAUUUGUCAAACACUUGAUUGGUAUUGAUUGAGGGUUUAUGCCGAGAAACUAGAUAGCAGUAGACCGACCUUGACAAUGGACAGGCAUCUAUCUAGUAUACCAUAUGUAUAAUGGUUUUGGCUUGCAGUUUACUGUGGUUUUGCUUGUGACUUGUGAGGCACCUCUUUGUGGUGCUUACUGGUAGUCUUCGCCCUCCUUACUCCAAGUACUAACACAAGUUGACAAUCCACCAGUUCAGUAAUGGUGAUACUGUUUUAAUUCCUAGUC
Molecule: messenger RNA, 1421 nt
Organism: Rosa chinensis
Lineage: Eukaryota; Viridiplantae; Streptophyta; Magnoliopsida; Rosales; Rosaceae
Product: transcription initiation factor IIB-like
Exons: 1
Coding region: 290-1171 (293 amino acids)
Biological process (GO): DNA-templated transcription initiation; transcription preinitiation complex assembly
Cellular component (GO): nucleus; transcription preinitiation complex
Molecular function (GO): TBP-class protein binding
Source: RefSeq, a predicted model, not a curated record